AUGAGCGGGAUAGAGAUCGCGGGUCUGGUGCUUGGGUCGAUUCCGCUCCUUAUCCAAGUGCUCAAAACUUAUCGAGAGAGCGCUGAGGUGGUCAAUGACUGGUGGCGGAUUGAGAGAGCUUACAAAAAGACGUGUCAGGACCUCAGCUACCAUGAAAUAUUAUUCGAAGGCAGUGUGAAAGAGUUCCUCCUCCCCUUGGUAGCCAACGACGACGAAUUGCGUGUACUAAUGGAUGAUCCGGCGGGCAAGGCAUGGGAAAACGCCGACCUAGAAGUCAGAUUGCGACAGCGGCUCCCAAAGGGCUACGAGUUAUUCCUAGCAAUCAUCGGGGACAUCAACGAUCUUGUAGAUGCUCUGAAGAAGGAACUCGGCGUCAAAGGGAAAUUUCGGGCAUUGGUGGCUAAGGAUGGCAAAUUGAACAAAAACGAUGUCUCGCGAAGCGACCUUUUGAGUAUGGGCAACAUGGAGUUCCAGGCGAAAAGGAUCAAGUUCACUAUGAGGAAGUCUUCCCGCGAGAAGAUUUUCGCGCAGCUAGAGGUUGCUAAUGAGCGCAUGCGCAAGCUGUUGGAGAGUAGCGAUCGGACUUCAGCCGCGCGUCUGCGAGGAAACACUACCAAAGCGUCAUAUAUGAUUAAUCGGAAGAUCAACGAGUUCUGGCGACAUGCGAAGCGGUUGCAUGAAGCUUUGGCGACAGCUUGGAGAUGUGGUUGCGCCAACCACAUCACGAAUCUUGGGCUCGAACAUCGCACAUCUGACAAGGUCGAAUUUGACGUCCUAUUCCAUUUGAACGAUGAUUAG
Parastagonospora nodorum SN15 is the source of this 798-nucleotide messenger RNA. RefSeq lists its product as hypothetical. The record is from RefSeq and is a predicted model, not a curated record. NCBI's taxonomy places the organism in Eukaryota, Fungi, Ascomycota, Dothideomycetes, Pleosporales, Phaeosphaeriaceae. The transcript has 2 exons. Bases 1 to 798 code for a protein of 265 amino acids.